Mycena indigotica is the source of this 1362-nucleotide messenger RNA. RefSeq names its product DUF2040 domain-containing protein. The coding region runs from base 1 to 1362 and encodes 453 amino acids. The transcript has 3 exons. The record is from RefSeq and is a predicted model, not a curated record. Gene Ontology annotation, biological process: regulation of alternative mRNA splicing, via spliceosome. Lineage: Eukaryota; Fungi; Basidiomycota; Agaricomycetes; Agaricales; Mycenaceae.
AUGAGGCCAGGCUGCAAAACUAGAAUAGUUGAGCAACGAAUAAGCAAAUUGCACAUCCAUACAGAUUGGGCGUAUAUCGAGAAGCCCUCGACCUUUCCUCCCAUCUGCGGCUUUCCAAGCAUCAGGACUUUCGUCGAAUACAGGUACAAAGCUCUCUUCAGUGGGUCCGUUUAUUCGCCUUCUGUCCAUAGCUUGAUGAGCGUGAAGUCUGAGUGUGGUUGUCACAUGAAGCUUUCUUUCUCUCUCGCCAAACCAAACAAGGGCAGCACAGCACCCGAGGCAGCUGGCCCGUCCUCCCUCAAGCGACCAGCCGCCUUUGCCUUUGGCGACGAUGAGGCAGUCGAUGCCGCCCCAACGUCGUCGGCUUCGCUAAACAAGAACGCGGCAGCAAACAAGAAAUUGCUUGCCCAGAAUGUGCAUGUCUCGCGAACAACUCAGAAACGAAUGGAGGCCGAGAAGAAAGUAGACUCCACCGUCUAUGAAUAUGACGAGGUCUGGGACAAGAUGCAGGAGGCAAAAGUCCGGCAGAAGGAGGCAAAGGAGCUUGCGGCGCAAGACAGAAAGCCCAAAUACAUCCAUGGCCUGUUGAACUCUGCACAAACCCGACGUUUGGACUAUUUACGAGCGGAGGAGAAACUGAUGCAGCGGGAGAGAGAGGCUGAGGGGGACGAAUUCGUCGACAAGGAGCAGUUCGUCACCCAAGCUUACAAGGACCAAAUGGCCAAAGUGCGUGAAGCGGAAGAAGAGGAGAAACGACGCGACGAAUUACUCAAGAAGCAACGCGGCACAUCGUCGGGAAUGGCCCAUUUCUAUAGACAACUGCUGGAUGAGUCGGAGCAGAAGCACGAAGCCACUGUGGCUGCCACGCAAAAGCCGGUUAUCGGGCCUACACCGAACUUGACAAUAACCAAACCGCCCGACUACACUCCGGUUUCUGACCUUGAGCGAGCCAAGAAGGCCCGUGCUGAAGGUAAAGACGUGGAACUCAACGACGACAACCAAAUCGUUGACAAACGCGAUCUUCUUGUGGCUGGUCUGAAUCUUUCUGCUCCAAACACCAGGACCCUGCAACGAACCAAGAAACCAACGGAAAACAAUACAGAAAAUGUUCAGGCUCAUCGAGCAGUCGGUACUGCAGCCAGUCGCCGAGAGAUCAAUGAGAGAAGGGCACGCGAGAUCGAACAACAAAUGGCCAGCGAAGACGAGAGGUUGAAAGCUGAGAAGGCCAGAGAGGAGGAAGAGCGGACACAACGCGUGGUUACUCGCCGAAAUGACGCUGGAGCUGUCGAAAGUGCACGUGAGCGGUAUUUACAACGGAAACGCUUGCGAGUAGAAGCAGCAGAAGAGGCACAGCCAGAUUAG